Molecule: messenger RNA, 3174 nt
Organism: Penicillium cataractarum
Lineage: Eukaryota; Fungi; Ascomycota; Eurotiomycetes; Eurotiales; Aspergillaceae
Product: putative C2H2 zinc finger domain protein
Exons: 3
Coding region: 1-3174 (1057 amino acids)
Source: RefSeq, a predicted model, not a curated record
AUGUCUGAUCGAUGGGCUUAUGGGCUUAUGCCAGACCUUACCGAACAAGACCUCGACGACCAAGACCUCGACGGCUCAGACCCCAUUCUGUUUGGCAGUGGAAAUUCCUUUCCUGGUCCAGCAGAACGUCAGAGCUUUGGGUUUCAUGCGAUCCCAAUCGGUCCUCCGUGGCCUACCUUUGCUGCUCCACCCUAUAGUCCAAUGAUGCAACAACAACAACAACCAUUCAGCACCCUGGCCACUGGCGCACCCAGUGGCCAACACACCACUCCAUAUUCCUCUUACCCAACAACUGUCUACUCGAACCCUCCCCCACCAUCUGUCCAUACGGAUCUGACGUCCACGUCCGAUCCAUUUAGUGCAGGCGUAUCCAAUACACAGCAUCUGCUUCCCAACUAUGAGGAGAAAGUGCUUGUCGACCCACACCCUCAAGUCCACCCGUUGGAGGGUAUUGAUGAGAGGUAUCCCAACCAAGACAUCCCUCAGGAGCUGCCUGCAAAUCUCAAGGCACCUCGUAAUGGGAACUCCCAGAAUGUAGUUCCUCCAACUCCGAAUCCGGUUCCACCGGAGUCAGCCUCACAGAGGAUGCCCACGCCACCCCGCAUGGGUGUUCAGAGUCAGGAACUUGACGAUACCUUGGCCCUUGCCCAAGGCACCAUCAGCCGGCUGCUGGCCCAAAACCCGAACCAUCAAAGCCUGUCUCCGAUCAGCCAGGGUCGUCUGGACAGCAUCCGUGGCGAGAUUACUGAGUACUUCGUUGUCUCUCGGCGCAGGGAGAUGCCCCCUCCAGACUCCCCGUCGGACAAAGAGUCGGGUGACAAGAAAACAGUGCUCAAAAGCCAGCUGUACUACCGCUGUCCAAGGCCCAAGUGCACUAUGAAGGGGCCUAAUAAAGCCGUCUUCAAACGGCAUGUUGAUAGCAAGCACUUUCCACAGUGGGAGUACUACUGUCACCAUAAAGAGCUCGGUUGUCCCGUCGCCGUGAAACCUCUCUAUCGCCGUGACAAGCUCGUCGAACAUUACAAAAAUCACUUAGAGCGUUCUACUGAUGAACUUGGAGUUAUCAUCGACAAAAAUAGGGUUCUACGUCCUUGCGAGCGCGUUUGCAUUUGUGGGCGGUCCGUCAAUGAUUGGGAAGAAUUCUACGAGUGUUUUCUCAAACACUGCGAGUGCGAGCCACCGUUGGAUGACCCUGGUUCAUCUUCUCCUGAGCAUCGACGUAAGCGCCGCCGAGAUGACUCCAACGAUGACCCAUUCGACCCCAGCACGGGCAACGGAGGUCCUGCUCUAUCCAAGCAAGGACACGGGCGUUCUGGAAAUGUCAAUGGACGUGGCCAGCACCAGUCUUUCUCUGGUGCAACCGGCAACCAGCUGAGAAAUGGCGAUUCAAAGCCUUUUCUUCGUGCACGCUCAGCGUCCGACAGUUGUGACGGAAGAACGAAAGGCUCACAGCCUUCUCGGGCAAAUGACGCUGCUCCUCCCACAUCUAAGUCGAAGCCCUCUGGCUCUGGCAACGACCAAAGUGGCCGAUCCAAGAAAAAGAGUGCCCGACCUCCACUUGACCUGCGUAACCUGCAAAGUCAGGCAGGCUCUCAAUCAUCGGUGAACAACUGCAAGACCUGUCAUCAUGUCUUCAAUAUCUGCUCUACGUGCUGCGAGAGUCCACCGUCAGCAGAUCGGUGCCAUAUGUGUCCCCCUCUAGAGCGCACUCUAGCGGUGCAGGCCGGCAAUCCUCAUGCGGACUUAGCUUUGCGUCAAGCUCUCCUCACUGGCCAGAAUGUGGGAUUUGCGGACCAUCUUCAAUUCACCCCACAGGGUAUUCAUGCUGGGCCCAGCAUUCCCACGACGGUCGAUCCCGCACUCCUCACCGCGAUGGAUCAGCAACAUUGGCAGGUCAACCAAGCUCGACAACCGUAUGCUCAAGCCCAGGGCGUGAUUCCGCGCGGGAGCAAUCAGCAACGCCUUUUUGGAGGAAACCAGCCCUAUAUGGCUGGCGCGGUGCAUGAUAUUCAAGUGCGCGGCAUGUCUGAGCCUGAGAUGGAGUUCUCUAUCCUGGACUCCAAGCGCAAGUGGGACUCCAAGAAGUCGCAAGACUCGAGCUCGAGUACAUGGUCUGUCAUCCUGCCUUUCCGAAGUUCGCCGCCGCCUCGCCCAGUGUCGCCGUUGCCCCUCUGCAAGCCGCUCACAGGCACGGGCUCGAUUUCUGUCGGUGGGAUGGAGAUCAUCGCUCGGGAAUUCAUCGGCCCUCUUUCCUUGAAAGCUCCUUCGUCUGGGUGCCGGUGCCCGUGUCGUACCAGGCCUUCAGCAAUGUACUUUGCUCGUGGCCGCGUCGAUAUCGCGCCCGGUAGAAAGAUCGAAAUGGACUUUACGAUGGCACGAGAAACCCAUAACACGGAAGCCCGUGGCAUGGGUCAUCCGCUGCGGACUCGCAUCCAAGUCGUUGUGAAAAUGUUAAGACUCAGAACCGCCGCCAAGUCCGCGAGCGACAAGCACAAGAAGGAGGCGUCUGCUGCCUUCAAAGGAGCCCGCGAGGCUACUGUAUGUGGCUCUGACGCUACAACCACCACUGGUCAGGACGAUGCCAAAGUUGUUGCUCGAGACAACUCAGGCUACGACUGGGAGGUGGAAUCUGUCGCCGAAUCUACCUUCACUGUGUAUACGCAGGCUUCAGCUUACACCGACAUCACUGUGCCCUCUGCACCAAGCAGCCCACGUCCACCGUCCUUGAUAUUCUCGAGAACAUCCUCUUGCACUGACCUCACGUUACCAUCUCGGCCUUCCAGCCCGGGAUUCUCUGGGUAUCCCCGAAACUCGUCUUGUGCAGACCUGAGGCUGCCUGCUCCUGCACGAUCCAGAUCACCCUUGCGUUGGAUCUUGGACGAUGACACCCUCGGCAAUGAGGAGCUACCAAUCCAGGACGUAGGACUCUUCGAAAAGGAAGGAGAAGAGAAGGAGAUCGACCUCGGGCUUGGUUCGGGUCUGCAGUCACUCGACAGGCUCUCUCGUGGGAGAGGCGGAGUGCCGGCCGAUGAACUUCGCUCUGGAGUAGGAUCUGCCUGGGACUAUGACCGGAUCUCCCAAUACGUCAUGGGACUAUCACUGUCUCAUAUAUUCUCGCGGGCCUCGCGAGGCAAUGGCUUCAAUUCCUCCUGGGACAAGAAACCAUCUUCCUAG